This is a messenger RNA of Seminavis robusta, 942 nucleotides long. Lineage: Eukaryota; Bacillariophyta; Bacillariophyceae; Naviculales; Naviculaceae. The record is from the annotation of a GenBank genome assembly.
AUGCGUGGUUCCUCUCUCCUGUUGCUGUUGAUUGUGCUGAUUGCCACUAUCAGUACUAGUACUAGUACUACACUAGCAUGCGAUUGCAAGGCAGUAUCGGAUUCCUUUUUGGUGACUCGUCUGUGGAACAUUAUCGAUCCAGAAUGGACGGAUCAAAUGGUGAUUGACGAAUUCGACAAUGGCUUUGCUCCAGAAGUGACGGUACUUCCUGGGUUUCAAGAAUACGCGUCCGCCAAAACAGGAGAUGCUACGACAGUCUUUUUCAUGAAUAUCUUUGAAACGAGUGAAGACGCCAAAGCAGCCCAAGAAGGCGCCAAGACGUUUGUCCAAAAAGGCGCGCUGAAUGGCGCCAUUACUCCCAAUCAAUUUACCGAAACGGUACUCAACUUUUGGGUCCAACAUGCGGAUGCUGAUGAAUGCAAUACAGGUUCCUUUGUCGAUCAAUUCAUGGGCACCCAGUUGUGGACAUUGACGGAAGAUGCCGUCUUGGAAGGAAAUUGGACCAUUGAAAGUGUGGCGGAUGAACUGGAAAUGGGAUUUGCACCGACUAUUGUCAAUAUGGACGGAUUUUUGGAGUAUGGAGGAGCUUCGGUUACCAACACGGAUUUUGUCUUUUUCUAUCACGUCUUUGAAACACUCGAAGGCGUCCAGCAGUUUCGUGCCGAUGCUGAAGCCUUUGUCACGGAUCAUCCGGAACUCAAUACCGUCUUGGACAAGAUUGUAUUUACCGAAGGAGUCGUGGGAUUUGACUAUACCUGUGUGUCGGGAAAUUUGCCUGCCGAAGCAGAUGGAGCAGAUGCAGGAGGAGAUGGAGACUCGUCCUCUUCGUCCUCCUCGUCAGGCGGUGGUGAAACGGACGGUGACACGGGAGAAAGUGGCGGCAUGACCAAAACAACUUCAUUGACAACUGUCUUCUGGAUGGUGCUGUCUUUCUUCUUUUGA